This is a messenger RNA of Adineta ricciae, 276 nucleotides long. NCBI's taxonomy places the organism in Eukaryota, Metazoa, Rotifera, Eurotatoria, Adinetida, Adinetidae. The record is from the annotation of a GenBank genome assembly.
AUGGCGACGUCGGUUUAUGACGAAGAACAAAUUCGAACUGUACUAAAGUUUAUCUUGCAUCUCAACGAUACAAAUCACAAUUUACGUCGUUUAGUAGGUGAUNUCCUGGCUCCGUCGGGUUUGUUCCUUUUUGCUUUUCAACCUUCGCAUAUGUAUAUUGACUCCAAUGCUCGACAUUGUGAAAUAUCGUUGCCAUCAGUCAUUCAAAUAAGUUAUUUAUCCAUCGCACAAUGGCGACGUCGGUUUAUGACGAAGAACAAAUUCGAACUUAGGUGA